Messenger RNA from Otolemur garnettii (small-eared galago), 2568 nucleotides. RefSeq names its product solute carrier family 26 member 11 (gene SLC26A11). Lineage: Eukaryota; Metazoa; Chordata; Mammalia; Primates; Galagidae. The record is from RefSeq and is a predicted model, not a curated record. Gene Ontology annotation, molecular function: secondary active sulfate transmembrane transporter activity. Gene Ontology annotation, biological process: transmembrane transport. The transcript is spliced from 16 exons. Bases 106 to 1842 code for a protein of 578 amino acids. Gene Ontology annotation, cellular component: membrane.
ACAUGUUCGGUAGGCCACGCCCCACGUCCUGUCCCGACCCGCCCCAGAGACUCCGAGCUGCGGCGAAGACCCCGAGCUGCGGCGCGCAGUGGCCCCAGCCUUGGGAUGCCCUCCUCAGUGAAGGCUCUGGGUCAGCCCAGGUCCUCUAGCCCCGGCAUGGUUCCCAACACCUGCUGCUGCACCUCUGCGGCCGUGCGGAGGAGGCUGCCGGUCCUGGCUUGGCUGCCCAACUACUCCCUGCAGUGGCUGAAGAUGGACUUCAUCGCUGGGCUCUCGGUUGGGCUCACGGUCAUUCCCCAGGCACUGGCCUAUGCUGAAGUGGCUGGACUCCCGCCCCAGUAUGGCCUAUACUCUGCCUUCAUGGGCUGCUUUGUGUAUCUCUUCUUGGGCACCUCCCGGGAUGUGACCCUGGGCCCCACGGCCAUCAUGUCCCUCCUGGUCUCCUUCUACACCUUCCACGAACCUGCCUAUGCUGUGCUGCUGGCCUUCCUGUCCGGCUGUAUCCAGCUGGCCAUGGGGUUCCUGCAUUUGGGGUUCCUGCUGGACUUCAUCUCCUGCCCUGUCAUUAAAGGCUUCACCUCUGCUGCUGCGGUCACCAUUGGCUUUGGACAGAUCAAGAACCUCCUGGGGCUGCAGAACAUUCCCAGGCAGUUUUUCCUGCAGGUGUAUCACACCUUCCGCAGCAUCGGUGAGACCAGGGUGGGCGACGCUGUGCUGGGGCUGGUCUGCAUGGUGCUGCUGCUGGUGCUGAAGCUGAUGCGGGACCAUGUGCUUCCCCUCCACCCGGAGAUGCCCCCUGGCGUGCGGCUCAGCCAUGGGCUGGUUUGGGUUGCGACGACAGCUCGCAACGCCCUGGUGGUCUUCUUCGCGGCUCUGGUCGCGUACUCCUUCGAGGUGACUGGAUACCAGCCUUUUAUGUUAACUGAGGAGACAGCGGAAGGGCUCCCUCCAGUCUGGACCCCUCCCUUCUCAAUGACCACCUGCGUUUACCAUUUGUUCUCUUUAGCGUCUGAGAAUAAUUACCGCAUCGACGCGAACCAGGAGCUGCUAGCCAUCGGCCUCACCAACGUGCUGGGCUCCCUUGUCUCAUCCUACCCCGUCACAGGCAGCUUUGGACGGACAGCAGUGAAUGCCCAGUCCGGGGUGUGCACCCCAGCAGGGGGGCUGGUGACAGGAGCACUGGUGCUGUUGUCAUUGGCCUACCUGACCUCCCAGUUUCACUACAUCCCAAAGGCUGCGCUGGCUGCAGUCAUCAUUAUGGCGGUGGCCCCGCUGUUUGACACCAAGAUCUUCAGGACGCUCUGGCGUGUUAAGAGGCUGGACUUGCUGCCCCUGUGUGUGACAUUCCUCCUGUGCUUCUGGGAGGUGCAGUAUGGCAUCCUGGCCGGGGCGCUGGUGUCCUUGUUCCUGCUUCUGCACGAUGUAGCCAGGCCUGGGACCCAGGUGUCCGAGGGGCCAGUUAUUGUCCUGCAGCUGGCCAGCGGCCUGCACUUCCCUGCAGUUGAGUCUCUGCGGGAGGCCAUCCUGAGCCGGGCCCUGGAAGUGUCCCCCCCGCGCUGCGUGGUCCUGGAGUGCACCCACGUCUGCAGCAUCGACUACACUGUGGUGCUGGGGCUCAGCGAUCUCCUGCAGGAUUUCCACAAGCAGGGUGCCAGCCUGGUCUUUGUCGGCCUACAGGUUCCUGUUCUUCGUGUCCUGCUGUCUGCUGACCUGCAGGGGUUCCAGUACUUCUCCACUGUGGAGGAAGCAGAGAAAUACCUGAGGCAGGAGCCGGGGACCCAGCCCUACCACAUCAGCGAAGACUCUCUUCCGGAACACAAGGUCGCCCUGCUGAAGGCUUAAUGAGGCCACCCUUGGGCAUCCAGAGUUUGGAGGAAGUCCUGGAAGGUUCUCACACUGUGAUUUGCUGCUGGAUGCCAGAUGCUGCCUGACAGACACGCUGGCCUGCUACGAACACCUGAGCAGGUGACCCUGGGGGAGGGGAAGGAGGCCUGCGUAGAGAGGCACAGGUGGGCCUCAUUGAAGCCCCUCCUGCUGUUCCCUGGCAUGAACCCUUUGGGAAGAGUGGUUUGGAGAGAGACAGACCACAUGAGAAAGGAAGGAGCAGGGGUUUCCAGCCUGGGCCAGGAGUGGGAUCCUCUGGCCUGCAGCACCUGCUGGGGUCUUGAGUUCCACCUUGGAGCCAGGGGGCGGGGUUGGGGAGGUGCCGACAUCUGGGAGACUAGUCUGCUCUCAAUGGCAGGAUUUGUGCUGUUUUUGGAGAGAAAACCAAGAUGUGCCAAAUGAAAUCUGUUUAAAAAUCAUUUUGUGAUUUUUAAAUGAAGAAGUUAAUAGCUUUGGUGAUUUUGUAAAAUUCAUAAAUGAACCAUAAAACCUAGGAAACCAUUCCCCGCCAGUCCACUCUGGUGACCUCUCCAGUGCCCCAGGGUGUGUAUCUGUCUGUCAGUGUGUGGUUGUGUUUACAGCUUCACGGAAACGGGAUCAUUUCAUACAUGGUGCUCUGUACCCACAUUUUUCAUGUAGUAAUUUUCUGUGAAGUAUUUAUUGUGAUAAUAAAUAGUGUCUGGA